Molecule: messenger RNA, 1890 nt
Organism: Sinocyclocheilus rhinocerous
Lineage: Eukaryota; Metazoa; Chordata; Actinopteri; Cypriniformes; Cyprinidae
Product: adenosine deaminase CECR1-A-like
Exons: 8
Coding region: 18-1481 (487 amino acids)
Biological process (GO): adenosine catabolic process; inosine biosynthetic process
Molecular function (GO): adenosine deaminase activity
Source: RefSeq, a predicted model, not a curated record
AGGAUCUCUGUACGAGCAUGAGGAGUAUGAGGAGUAUGUCCAGCAUGGCAGCUCUGACUGUCCUGAUGUCACUGUGUAUCAGAGAGUGUAAUCCAAUGCCAGAUCCCCAUCAGAGGGAGCUGAUGCUGAAGCAGGACAUGUCCCAGCAGGUAGGGGGCAGAGUGGAGCUCACUGCUGCUGAACGGCAACUGGAUUCACUCCUGCACCUGCUGAAGCUGAAAGAAAUGGCUGCUUCACCUUUCCCACCAUCCAAGCACUUCUUCAAAGUCCGGCACAUCGUGCAAAAAAGCCCUGUCUUCAAACUGCUACAGAAAAUGCCAAAGGGUGCUGCUCUUCACAUCCACAGCUCUGCUAUGGUGAGUGUGGAUUGGCUGGUGAUGAAUGCAACGUACAGGCCUCAUUGUUACAUAUGCUUCACGUGGGACGGGUCAGUGCAGUUCCUUUUCUCCACCAAUACGCCCUUUCUGCGAUGGGGAUGCUCUUUUUGGAAACGCCUAGAUGUGCUGAGGGCAAGUCUGAGUGACGUCACUGCCUUUGAUAACAGUUUAAUGCGGAAUCUUACACUCUUCACGGAAGACCCGGAGAUGUCUUAUCCGACACAAGAUGCAGUAUGGGACAGGUUUGAGAUGACUUUUAUGGCUCUAUCUGGGCUGAUCACAUAUGCACCUGUCUUUAAGGACUAUAUCUACCAGGGUCUGAAGGAGCUUUACGAAGACAACAUCAUGUACCUGGAGCUGAGGGUCGGACAGUCCAAGGCAUAUGAACUUGAUGGCACCACCCAUGACAGAGCGUGGUCUCUGGAGGUCUACAGAAACAUUACUGAGCAGUUCAGAGCAAAUCAUCCAGAUUUCAUAGGAUCUCGUUUAAUCUUCUCUGUCCACAGGUCUCAUAGUGUGUCUCAAGUGAAGCAGGCAGUACAAGAGGCCAUUGAAAUGCAGAGAAAAUAUCCAGACAUCAUUGCUGGUUUCGACCUGGUAGGUCGUGAAGACACUGGAAGAUCAAUCUGGUACUUUCGAGAUGCCUUAUCACGCCCUUCAGAAAUAAAGACGCAACUUCCUUUCUUUUUCCAUGCUGGAGAGACAGAUUUGGAUGGUACAGAUGUGGACAGGAAUGUGUUAGAUGCUCUGCUGUUUAACACCAGCCGCAUUGGACAUGGUUUUGCGCUGGUUCAUCAUCCCCUGGCCAAGCAGCUGUCCAGGACGAGAGGAGUGGCAGUGGAGUUGUGUCCCAUUUCCAAUCAGGUGCUAAACCUAGUUUCGGAUUUGCGAAACCAUCCCGCCGCGGUACUAAUGUCAGACGGUCAUCCCAUAGUGGUGAGCUCUGAUGAUCCCACCUUAUUCGGGACCACAGGACUCUCUUAUGAUUUCUACCAGGUCUUUGUGGGUAUUGGUGGGUUGAGCGCAAACCUGGGGACUCUAAAGGAGCUUGCAAUGAAUUCAAUCAGGUGCUUAAGAUUUAUUUAUUCACAUACUUUUAUUUGAAAAAAAUUUUCUUUAUGUAGAAGAAUAAUUUAAGGUUGCACUUUUCCCCUUUAUUAACAGGUACAGUUCUUUGUCGCCACAACUACAGGCUAAAGCUAUUACAAUAUGGAAGGAAAAGUGGAAAAAAUUUGUGGCAGAAAAUUCAUAACCAUGAUAAACAGAAGAGGAGAGGACUGCAUUUUUUAUUAUUACUUAUCUUUUGGUAACUCAGGGGGUUGAAAAUUGUAUUAUUUGAUUGUAUUAUAGGUUGAUAGUCUCUAUGAGGUUUGUCCACAGCAUUUAUAACAUAAAUUGAGUUUCCUACAUUGUAUAAGUCCUGAAUUACAUACUGUUUACUCCAGUGCUGGUUUCUGCACUACUGAAUUAAAACUUCAUAUUAGUUAAUGUUAGUAGGACACAUUGAACUAUU